AUGGAAAAUUCAAAUUUGAUAGAAAAAGUAAUUACUACAACUACAGUUACGCCCACUUCAGGUAUAACAAUUAGUCCAAAAGAAAAUACAAAUAAUGAUACGAUACAUUAUUACAAUCCCAUUGAUGAGGCUCGAGAAGAUGAUCACGAGAUAAGAAAUAGCCUCUUAUCGGAGUCCACAUCAACAACAUUAGCUUCAAAGGAUACAAGUGCAACUAGUGUGAUAUCUGGUGCUAUUACAACUAAUUUAGAUACCUCUACUGAAUUUGAUAAAAGGACAGAACAAAUUAAAAUUGACUCGGAAAAGGAUGUUGAGACAAAGGAUACUUCAAGGAAAAGACACGAUAGUGACACAAUGUGUAGUAACUGUACUACUAAGAAGACACCGCUUUGGAGAAGAGACUUUGAGAGUAAUAUUUUAUGUAAUGCCUGUGGAUUAUUUUUAAAAUUACAUGGGACUUCUAGACCAAUUAAAUUGAAAAGUGAUAUUAUUAAGACAAGAAAUAGAAAAGGCCAUAGUUUAACAAAUUUUACUUUACGAAAUUCUUUGGAUUCAAAUUAUAUUACAAAUGUAACAAAUUCAAAUACUUUUAGAAUUAACAAACCUCAAAUAAGAAUAAAUAGAGAUCUUCCGUUAAUUACAACACCUGCAAUCAUAAAUUUCAAAAAAAUAAGAAGUAUGUCAGAUCCCACAACAAAAGAACCAUUAUAUAAAGGUGAAACAUAUUCAAAUAUUAUUGAUGCAACAAAAUUUAUGAAACCGCUGCUGAAACCAAAAACAUCUUUAAAAAGUAGUGUUAAUACUUCUCCAGAAAGUGGGAUUUCAAAGAUUUCUUCAAAUCAUAAUAAAAAAAUGAUUGUAUUAAAUGAGGAAUUUGUCUUUGAAGAAAAUCCCUCUGUGAUGUCAUUAGGGCAGGAAAAUAGUAGAAAAAUGAGCAUUGACUCCAAUGAUUCAGAUGUAGAACGACUAGAUUCUAAAUAUAAUUAUUCGGAUUCGGAAAUUAAUCAAUUACUUACAAGUCAUGAAGAAAUGAUAAAGCUUAAAAUUAGAAUUAAAGAAUUAGAACUUAUUACUGAUCUGUAUAAAGGGUAUAUUAAACGGUUAAAUGGUAAAUGUAAUACAUUGGAAUAUAGGUUAAAAUCUAGGGACAAUGUUACAACAUAA
Messenger RNA from Maudiozyma saulgeensis, 1164 nucleotides. NCBI's taxonomy places the organism in Eukaryota, Fungi, Ascomycota, Saccharomycetes, Saccharomycetales, Saccharomycetaceae. The record is from the annotation of a GenBank genome assembly.